Molecule: messenger RNA, 1843 nt
Organism: Cajanus cajan (pigeon pea)
Lineage: Eukaryota; Viridiplantae; Streptophyta; Magnoliopsida; Fabales; Fabaceae
Product: fatty acyl-CoA reductase 3
Biological process (GO): long-chain fatty-acyl-CoA metabolic process; suberin biosynthetic process
Cellular component (GO): intracellular membrane-bounded organelle
Molecular function (GO): alcohol-forming very long-chain fatty acyl-CoA reductase (NADP+) activity
Source: RefSeq, a predicted model, not a curated record
UGUUUCUCUGCUUAUAUGAAUUGCCUCCUCUCAGAUCCCACCCACACCCUGUUGCCUGUUUUUUUUAAGAAAAAAAAGAUAACCCACUUUGGUUUCUUUGUCCUUUCUCAAUACAUCUUCUCCAAUGGAAGUAGGAAGUGUUCUUGACUUUCUUCAGGACAAGACCAUUUUAAUCAUUGGAGCCACUGGCUUUCUUGCCAAAAUUUUUCUGGAGAAGAUAUUGAGGGUUCAACCAAAUGUUAAGAAGCUUUUUCUUCUUCUAAGAGCUUCCGAUGCCAAAUCUGCUAAUUAUCGCUUGCAAAAUGAGAUCUUAGGGAAGGACUUAUUCAAUGUGCUAAAGGAAAAAUUGGGUGCAAAUUUUAAGUCCUUUAUUUCGGAAAAAGUAACCCUGGUGCCGGGGGACAUUUCUUUGGAGGACUGGGGCUUGAAGGAUUCCAUUCUUAGGGAAGAGAUUUGCAAUCAGACAGAUGUAAUUGUCAAUUUAGCAGCAACUACUAACUUUGAUGAAAGAUAUGAUAUAGCGUUGAAUCUAAAUACUUUUGGAGUUAAGCAUGUGAUGAACUUCGCUAAACAAUGUACUAAGCUCAAAGUGCUUCUCCAUGUAUCAACAGCUUAUGUGUGUGGUGAGAGAGGUGGACUCAUUCUAGAGGACCCCUAUCACUUUGGUGAUUCACUAAAUGGAGUGUCAGGACUAGACAUCGAUGCAGAAAAGACAAUUGUGUGCAACAAAUUGGAUGAACUACGAGACCAGGGGGCCACAGAGCGUGAAAUUAAAAUAGCAAUGAAGAACCUGGGUAUUACCAGGGCAAAAGUGUAUGGAUGGCCAAACACAUACGUAUUUACGAAGGCAGUAGGAGAGAUGCUGGUGGAACAAUUAAAAGGAAGCCUAUCAGUUGUUAUUAUGCGUCCUACCAUCGUUACAAGCACAUCAAAGGAACCUUUCCCUGGUUGGGCUGAGGGUGUCAGAACGAUUGAUAGUUUAGCUGUUACAUAUGGGAAAGGAAAAUUAACAUGCUUCCUCGGAGAUAUCAACGGAGUUGUGGAUGUGGUACCAGCUGACAUGGUGGUGAAUGCAAUGUUAGUGGCCAUGGUGGCUCAUGCAAAGCAACCAAGUGAUAUCAUAUAUCAUGUGGGUUCCUCUGUUAGAAAUCCAGUCACAUACCAAAAUCUUCAAGACUAUGGAUUACAAUAUUUCACAGCAAAACCAUGGAUAAACAAGGAUGGAACAGCUGUCAAGGUUGGCAGAGUAACAGUAUUGACAGACAUGGAAAGCUUCAGGAGAUAUAUGUUCAUUCGCUACAUUCUUCCUUUGAAGGGACUUAAGCUGGCCAAUACUGCACUUUGCCAGUAUUUUCGGGGAACGUAUCUUGAGCUCCACAAGAAGAUCCAGGUUGUGAUGCGGAUGGUUGAACUUUACAGGCCUUACAUGUUUUUCGAUGGCGUAUUUGAUGAUAUGAACACAGAAAAGUUGCGAGUGGCAGCAAGAGAAAGUGGGACAGAAACAGAUUUGUUUUACUUUGAUACGAAAGAGAUUAACUGGAAUGAUUACUUUAUGAAGACCCAUCUCCCUGGCAUUGUCAAGUACAUUUUCAAGUGAUGCAUACUUCUAAGUGAUUCAUAAAACUCAAACCUUAUUAAGUUCAAUAUUGUGCAAGAGUGACUGCAUUACAAUAGUGGUGUUGUUUAUUUCUCAAGGUCAAUGCAAUUGGUGUUGGCAUGCUGCCAAUUAAGUUGGAAAAGUUUGAUAGUGUUCCAAUUCCAAAUAUCAUAUAUUUUGCUUUCUCCUACCAUUAAUGAACAGAGGAGUAUUUAUUUUUAAUAUAGUGUUCUCCUUUGCAUUUUA